AUGGACCUAUUCGAGUUUGACUUCUUUCGGGACUGGGAGCUGGAGCAACAGUGUCAUUACGAGCAGGACCGCAGUGCACUCAAAAAAAAGGAAUGGGAGCGGCGGACACAGGAAGUGCAGCAGGAUGAAGAUUUGUUCUCAUCUGGCUUUAAUCUUUUUGGGGAGCCCUACAAGACCAACAAAGGUGAUGCUCUUGCCAACCGCGUCCAGAACACUCUUGGAAAUUACGACGAGAUGAAGGAGCUGCUAACUAGCCAUUCCAACCAGAGCCACCUGGUAGGCAUCCCUAAGAACUCAGUUCCCCAGACUCCAGUUGAAAAAACUGAGCAGACCACCUUCUUCUCUGAGGCUCAGAGGGGCCGUGCUGCUCCCUCCCAGUCUGCCUCGGGGCACCAUGCCACCUCUAUGCCCCCCCCACAGACUUCCUCCAUGUCUGGAUCUUCCCUCGGACAUGGGCACCAGAGCAACAAAAAGUCCCGCUCCUCAGACUGGUCCCGAGGAGGGCACGGUUCAGGCAGUGGCACCCAGACAGGGCAAGCCAACAGCCGGGGAAAGCACUCUAGUCAUGAACAGGCAAAUAGACAUGAGCAAGAAUUGUUUGUCAGCCAGUCAGAUUCACACAAGGGAGACUCAAGCCCCAGCGGGGCCACCACAUCAUCACACUCCAGUCGAAGGCACAACCAGAUCAGCAAGGGUGCUAUUGUAGCCGAGCUGGGCUAUAAGGACAGCGGGGCUGGCCAUACAAAGUCACCCAGUGAGCAGGAUACGGGCUCUCAUGGCUCUAACUCGCCUGUGGCAUCGACUUCACUGCUUCCCAGUGGACUCUCCACGCCGACUUUCCCCCAGGGCCUGCACUGUAAAACUAGCAGCGUGGUUCAACAGAAACCCACUGCGUAUGUGCGGCCCAUGGACGGCCAGGACCAGGUCCCCAACGACUCCCCAGAACUCAAACCCCCUCUGGAGAUUGGGGACGGCUAUACCAAUGCAUCUUUUGGAGGUUUGCUGGACAACAAAGGGGGCACGGCCGGGAACAAAGGCAAACUUCCAAAGCUGACUCUGCCAUCAUCUGGGGAGGUCAGCCUACCCAAUGACUCAAGCUGUGUGGAGGAAAUUCUCCGGGAGAUGACCCACUCGUGGCCUCCUCCCCUCACUGCCAUUCACACACCAGGAAAAGCAGAGCAGACCAAGUUCCCAAUCCCCUCCAAGGACUCACAGCAUGUAACCUCAGGAUACAAUGGACAAAAACGUUGCAAUGUUCCUGGUAACAAGCCUGCACCCAAGUCUGUGCCACAGAAGUCAAUGCUAGAGGAUGAUCUGAAAAUCAGCAGUGAUGAAGAAGACAGUGAGCAGGCUCCAGAGAAACCCAAGCCCAGGAGUACACCUCUUAAUCUCCCUGGGCCCACCUCUCGGACCAAUGAGUCGGGUCACUCCAGCGGCGCAUCUGGCAGCUCCAGCGAAUCAGAGAGCAGCUCUGAGUCAGACUCAGACAGUGAGAGCAGCUCCAGUGAUAGCGAGUGUAACGGAGCAUCCCGCACCGCCACCCCAGAGCCUGAACCCCCAUCAACCAACAAGUGGCAAUUGGACAAGUGGCUUAACAAAGUUAAUCCCCACAACAAAGCCCUCAUAAACACCCAGCCAGAGAAUCAUGGACUUAGCAGUUCCCAACCUGAUGAUAGCCAGACCUCUGAGACCCAGAACACAGGUAAGAGCAAGCCCAGUGCAGCGCUGGUACAAGCAGACCCCAAGGAACGAGCCUUGCUUAGUCCCAUCAGAGAGAAGGCCAAACCCAAGACAGUCCAGAAAGCGCCAGAGGGAAAGAGUGCAAAGGUGAAGUCCCCUGCUGCGGUUGAGCUGGCCCCACCAAGAAGAAGUACAGGUAAGAAGCAACCCAAGAAAGUGGAACGAUCCUCCAGUAUUGAGGAGCACAACUGGCCAAGGCCCAACAAUUCAAGUACUACUCCAAAAGAAAAAGAGCCACCACCUCUGGAGCAACCCAAGCCUAAAGGCAAAGGUCCUGGAGGUAAGACUGCCCCAAGGAAAGAGCCUCGGUCAACCGCAACCACUGCUCCGGUUCCAGACAAGAAGAAGCAUCGGGGGCCGAGCAAAAUUGUCCCCAAGUCAAAGGAAUUUAUUGAGACAGAGUCAUCCUCAUCUGAGUGCCAUUCUGAUCCAGAGGAGCUUGCAAAGAUACAGCCACCUUGCCCUGGGCCAAGCAACCUGAGCCUGAAAUCCAAGGAUUGCAACAGCAACAUCCUCAGUGUUAGUAGCCUUACUAGUACCAGUAGCACUUCCAUACCUGACCCAGGGGCUGGAGACUUGCUGGAAGAGCCUAUCUUCUCACCUAUUCCCAUGGUCCAGAAUGAACCAUUGUCACCACUGCGGGACAUUGAGGACAUCAAGUCCCUUUGGGUAAAGAUUGAACUCAGCCUCUUGUCACGGAUCCCAGGGCAGGACCCCCCUGAGCCACCCCCCACCAAAGCUGAGUGCCGAGAGUCCAAUGUCAAACACAGGCGACAACAAUCCCCUGCCUCUACCCCUGCUGAGAAGCCUUCCAGUAAAUCGAAGAGAAAACACAAGUCUGAACAUUCUGAUAUGAUGGUUGGGAGCAAGAAGUUAAGGCUGGAGAAAGAGGCUCUCUUACUCCCUCCCUGCAUCUCCCCCAUUCACAGCCACAAGGUCUCCAGCACUAAAGACUCAUCGAAGAAACAGCUUCGAAAGCGUGAAGAAAAGCUUCUGCCACCCCUACUCUCGCCCCUCUCAGAUGAGCCAGUGGUACGCCAACGCAGGAGCAGUGAGUGUAGCUCACUCAGCCAGGAGGGAGGUGCUAGUGCCCCCAACAGCAACUUACCCUCCAUGCGGUCUUUCCCUCCAUCUUCUUCCUCAUCCUCCUCUUCCUCCUCACACAAGCACCGCAAAGGGGAAAGCAAGUCCCUCUCACACUCCAAGACAAGCAGUGAGGAAGACAGCCAUGGCAAGGCUUCCAGUGGUUUCCAUGGCAAUCCUCAGUCAGACUCAGACCUGUGGUCAAACCCCUCAUCACUGUCUGUGGAACACACUGAGCCCCGGAGACCUAAGCUCAUGUUCAAUAACACUGUUCACAGUGCAGACUACUAUAUGCAGGAAGCCAAGAAACUAAAGCACAAAGCAGACGCACUGAUGGAUAAAUUUGGCAAAGCUGUCAAUUAUGCCGACGGUGCUCUGUCGUUCAUUGAGUGUGGCAAUGCCAUGGAGCGGGACCCGUUAGAGGCCAAAUCUCCGUACACCAUGUACUCCGAGACUGUGGAGCUCAUCAGGUAUGCACUGAGGUUAAAGAAUUUUGCAAGUCACUCUGCCACAGUAGCCGAGAAGAAAUUAGCUGUAUUGUGCAAUCGAUGUUUAUCACUCUUGUACUUGCGAAUGUUCAAACUGAAGAAAGACCAUGCUAUGAAAUAUUCCCGCUCACUAAUGGAGUAUUUCAAGAACUCUGCAAAAAGUUCCCAAGCACCUUCACCUUGGGGGGCCAAUGGAAAGAGCACAGGUACUCCAUCCCCCAUGUCUUUGAGCCCGUCCCCAGUCAGUUCAGUUAGUAGCAGCACUGGCGCUGUCAGUUCCUCAUCCAGCGGCAGCGUGGCCAUCCCCCAGCGCAUUCACCACAUGGCUGCCAGUCAUGUCAACAUCACCAACAACAUCCUACGCAGCUACGAGCACUGGGACACUGCUGACAAGCUGUCCCAGGAGAGUCAAGAGUUCUUUCAGGAGUUGGACUCUGUGAUGGAGCCUUUGACACAGCACAGCAGUAUGACAGAACUGGUGCGCUACGUUCGCCAAGGACUGCACUGGCUCCGGAUAGAGGCCCAUUUGUUAUAG
Chanos chanos (milkfish) is the source of this 3846-nucleotide messenger RNA. It is a transcript of the gene aff2, whose product is annotated as AF4/FMR2 family, member 2. Bases 1 to 3846 code for a protein of 1281 amino acids. Gene Ontology annotation, molecular function: G-quadruplex RNA binding. The record is from RefSeq and is a predicted model, not a curated record. NCBI's taxonomy places the organism in Eukaryota, Metazoa, Chordata, Actinopteri, Gonorynchiformes, Chanidae. The transcript has 21 exons. Gene Ontology annotation, cellular component: nuclear speck; nucleus. Gene Ontology annotation, biological process: regulation of RNA splicing.